Messenger RNA from Coffea eugenioides, 2758 nucleotides. Its product is annotated as pentatricopeptide repeat-containing protein At1g79490, mitochondrial. Bases 69 to 2564 code for a protein of 831 amino acids. The record is from RefSeq and is a predicted model, not a curated record. The transcript has a single exon. NCBI's taxonomy places the organism in Eukaryota, Viridiplantae, Streptophyta, Magnoliopsida, Gentianales, Rubiaceae. Gene Ontology annotation, molecular function: protein binding.
AUUUUCACCACACACUGGGUUUAGGGUUUUAGCUUGCUCAUCCCCCGAGGUUUUCUGGACGUCAGAAUAUGAUUAUUCGCAGUCUUCUGCUCUCCAAGAAUCUGAAUCCCACAAGGUAUUUACUCAAAGGUUCUCAUUCCUUGACCAGAAUUUCUAGUGUUGGUUCAGAAUUUGUUCCAUUAGUUAAUUGCAAUAGCAUAGUAAAGUUCAGAUUUUUAUCCUACUUGUGUUCUUUAAAUUCAGUUCCCUCUGAAAAAUGUGGGUUCUCCAUUUCCAAGAACCCAAAUUUUAUAAGAAAUUAUUGCUCAGGAGGGGAUAAGAGUGGUGAGGAGUCAAAUGAGUGGACUGGAGAAAUAGAUUAUUUGGAUGAAUCAGGUGGUGUCAUUUACUCUGGAAAGGGUGUAAGAUCUGUUGAGCCGGGUAUAGAUGAUCAUGUGAUGGUGGGAGGGUUAAAGAAGCCUAUUUUGAAUGCUUCAGCUGUGGCUAAGAUUGUUGAGAUAGUGAAAAGAUGGAAAUGGGGUCCUGAUAUGGAGACCCAAUUGGAUAGGCUUCAGUUUUUGCCUAACAUGACUCACAUUAUUCAGUCAAUGAAGAUUAUUAGCGAUGGUGAGGCUUCGUUGAGCUUGUUUCGGUGGGCCAAGAGGCAAUCUUGGUAUUCUCCGACUGACGAGUGUUAUGCUGUGUUGUUUGAUAUGUUGAAUGAGAGUAGGGAUUAUGAUGGGAUUCAAUCAGUGUUUGAUGAUAUGGUUCGUGAUUCAGGUGAAAGUGGUAUGUCUUCAUUUAGUGCGUAUAAUCGGGUUAUUCAGUCAUUAGCAAAGGCUGAGAAAUUGGAGGUGACUUUCUGUUGUUUUAAGAAGAUGAAAGAAGUUGGUUGUAAAGUUGAUACGCAGACGUAUAAUUCAUUGAUAACAUUGUUUUUGGAUAAGGGUUUGCCGUUUAAAGCUUUUGAGAUAUAUGAGAAUAUGGAAGAAGUUGGGUGUUCCUUGGAUGCAUCAACUUACGAGUUGAUGAUUCCAAGUUUGGCAAAAUCAGGCCGUCUUGAUGCUGCUUUGAAGCUCUUCCAAGAGAUGAAAGAAAAGAACUUCCGACCAGGUUUUGGGGUUUUUGCUGCACUUGUUGAUUCAAUGGGUAAAGCUGGUAGGUUGGACACGUCCAUGAAAGUGUAUAUGGAAAUGCAAGGUUUUGGACUCAGGCCGUCUGCCACUACAUUUGUUUCUAUGAUCGAGUCAUUUGUUAAAGCUGGGAAGCUGGAGACUGCUCUCAAGCUAUGGGAUGAGAUGAAGAAAGCCAGGUUUAGACCUAAUUAUGGGCUCUAUACUAUGAUGGUUGAGUCCCAUGCAAAAUCUGGAAAGCUUGAGACUGCUAUGUCUCUCUUUUCAGAUAUGGAAAGGGCUGGAUUUUUUCCCACACCCUCUACCUAUUCUUCUCUUUUGGAGAUGCAUGCUGCUUCUGGUCAAGUUGAUGCUGCCAUGAAGCUCUAUAACUCUAUGACAAAUGCAGGUCUUAGACCAGGGCUCAGUACCUACACAGCCUUGCUGACUCUCCUGGCAAAAAAGAAGCUUGUUGAUGUAGCUGCAAAGGUUUUACUUGAAAUGAAGGCCAUGGGGUAUUCUGUUGAUGUGAAUGCUAGUGAUGUUCUUAUGGUGUAUAUCAAGGAUGGUUCUGUUGAUCUAGCUUUGAGGUGGCUACGGUUUAUGGGCUCAUCUGGGAUUCGCACAAACAAUUUCAUUAUUAGGCAGCUCUUUGAGUCGUGUAUGAAGAGUGGAUUAUAUGAGUCGGCCAAGCCCCUUCUUGAAACAUAUGUGAAUGCUGCUGCUAAGGUUGAUCUUGUACUUUACACAUCAAUUCUUGCCUAUCUUGUAAGAUGCCAGGAAGAGCAUAAUGAGAGGCAUUUGAUGGCCAUCUUGAGUGCUACGAAACAUAAAGCUCAUGCUUUCAUGUGCGGUCUCUUCACAGGGCCAGAGCAGAGGAAGCAACCAGUUUUAUCUUUUGUGAGGGAAUUCUUUCAGGGAAUCGAUUAUGAGUUAGAAGAAGGAGCUGCCAGGUACUUUGUCAAUGUUCUUCUUAACUACCUUGUUCUGAUGGGACAGAUAAAUCGUGCUCGUUGUGUAUGGAAAGUUGCAUAUGAAAACAAGCUUUUUCCCAAGGCAAUAGUGUUUGAUCAACACAUUGCCUGGUCCCUUGAUGUUAGAAACUUGUCAGUUGGGGCUGCUCUUAUAGCAGUGGUACACACCCUUCACAGGUUCAGGAAGAGGAUGUUAUACUAUGGGGUCGUCCCAAGGCGGAUCAAAUUAGUAACUGGGCCAACUUUGAAGAUUGUUAUAGCUCAAAUGUUAAGUUCUGUCGAGUCACCCUUUGAAGUUAGUAAAGUUGUUCUGAGAGCCCCAGGGGAUUCCGUCCUGGAGUGGUUCAAGAAACCGAUAGUUCAGCAAUUCCUUCUGAAUGAGAUUCCUUCAAGGGCUGAUAUUUUGAUGCAUAAACUGAACACACUUUUUCCUAGUUCUGCACCCGAAAUUAGAUCCCUAUCCCCUCCAAAGCCUCUUCUUGCAGGGAAGGCUCUAUAGUCAUGGAUAAGUUGUUAGCUUGGUCAGGCAUCAUUUGUUUGUAAUAUAGAAUUAUAAGUUACAUUUUUGUUUGUUUAAAAAAGCACUUGACAUCUACAUAGAAAAUCGCAUGUUAGUGUACAUGAGAAAAUACCUUUAGAAUUUCAACUUCAGCUUUUCAAAAAUAUCUUUGCAAUAGAGGCUUCCUGGUUUCA